AUGUUAGGGGAAUCAGACGGUGAGAUGAGUUUAGAGACGAUUAUUCUCCGAUUAGAAGCAGAACGGGGAGUUGUAGCCGUUUCAGCCUUCGACGCGCCACCGCCAAUUAUCCCAGAGGAAUCUCUCAAACCUCACCGUUCCUCCGAUUUCGCUUACUCAAAUAUACACGACCUAACCUAUGUCAUCUCGUUGGAGGAGACGAAGAAGAAGAUAAAACCGGAAGUUGUAUUUCGCCAUGAAAGUGGUUGA
This is a messenger RNA of Arabis nemorensis, 249 nucleotides long. The record is from the annotation of a GenBank genome assembly. NCBI's taxonomy places the organism in Eukaryota, Viridiplantae, Streptophyta, Magnoliopsida, Brassicales, Brassicaceae.